Molecule: messenger RNA, 1774 nt
Organism: Camarhynchus parvulus
Lineage: Eukaryota; Metazoa; Chordata; Aves; Passeriformes; Thraupidae
Gene: SLC24A5
Product: solute carrier family 24 member 5
Exons: 9
Coding region: 163-1434 (423 amino acids)
Biological process (GO): calcium ion transmembrane transport; melanocyte differentiation; intracellular calcium ion homeostasis
Cellular component (GO): membrane
Molecular function (GO): calcium channel activity; calcium, potassium:sodium antiporter activity
Source: RefSeq, a predicted model, not a curated record
GCGCUCGCGGCCUGGGGCGCGCGGGCCCAGCGCCCCGGGGACCCCGCGGAAAACGGGACACGUUGCAUCCUCUCGUCUUCAUCAGAGUUUCCUGAAGGAUUUUUCACACCGCAGGAGAGGAAGGAUGGAGGAAUCGUUAUCUACUUCAUAAUUAUACUGUACAUGUUUUUGGCCGUGUCCAUUGUGUGCGAUGAUUACUUCCUACCUUCCCUAGAGAUCAUCAGUGAAUGCCUUGGCCUCUCACAGGAUGUAGCUGGAGCAACUUUUAUGGCUGCUGGAAGCUCUGCUCCAGAGCUCGUCACUGCUUUUCUAGGAGCUUUUGUGACAAAGGGAGAUAUCGGCGUCAGCACCAUCCUUGGAUCAGCAAUAUAUAAUCUUCUUGGUAUUUCUGCAGCUUGUGGGCUGUUUUCCACUGUGGUUUCGAGGCUGUCCUGUUGGCCGCUGUUCAGAGACUGCCUGGCAUAUACCAUCAGUGCAGCGGCGGUGCUUGCGAUGAUAUCUGACAGCAGAAUUUACUGGUAUGAAAGUGCAUCCCUAUUAUUGAUAUAUGGGUGUUAUAUUCUGGUACUAUGUUUUGACAUUAAAAUCAACCAAUACCUCAUGAAAAAGUUCAGUCCCUGCUGCACGUGUUUUACAAAAGCCAUGGAAGAGAGCACGGAGCAACAGCCACUGGUUGGAUGGAGGGACGAGAGUGGACCUCUAAUGCGCCAGCAGUCAAGAACAGACAGUGGAAUUUUUCAAGAUGAGCUGGACUACUCUCAACUUUCAACAAGCUUACACGGGCUCGAUGAAAUCUCUGAAGAUCAUCCAAAUGUCUUUACCAUGCCUGAAGCAGAUAUGAAGAGAAUUUUGUGGGUGUUAUCCCUUCCUAUUAUCACACUACUCUAUUUAACUAUACCAGAUUGCAGAAGACAGUUUUGGAGGAACUGGUUCAUGGUGACAUUUUUAAUUUCAGCAGCAUGGAUUUCUGCAAUAACUUAUGUUCUUGUAUGGAUGGUAACAAUAGCAGGUGAAACGCUGGGAAUCCCAGAGUCAGUCAUGGGUCUCACAUUACUGGCAGCAGGAACCAGUGUACCAGAUACAGUUGCAAGUGUGCUGGUGGCUCGAAAAGGAAAUGGAGAUAUGGCUAUGUCUAACAUCGUCGGAUCCAAUGUAUUUGAUAUGCUCUGUUUGGGAAUACCCUGGUUUAUAAAAACUGCCUUCAUAAAUACAUCAGGACCUAUAGAAGUGAACAGCAGUGGUCUGACAUACACAGCCAUUUCUCUUAUCUGUUCUGUUGGUUUCAUUUUUCUGGCAGUUCACCUGAAUGGCUGGAAAAUAGAUAAAAAAUUGGGGACAAUUUGUCUUGUCCUAUACUUAGUAUUUACUGUAUUAUCAAUUUUAUAUGAACUUGGCAUCAUAGGAAACAAUCCUACAAGGGUCUGUGGUAACUAGUUUUAAUCAGUGAUUAUGCUGAUGAAAAAAAUAAAAGCAGGAGAAAAAGAUCAGUUUCUUCAUUUAGUCAAAAUAAAAUUUAAAAAAAACAACUCCAAACUCCCAUUGGGCUCUAAAUCUUAUAUACAGAACUAAGUCAUGUCAUUAAAGUAAUAUCAAGUAGAACAAAAACAUCACAGCCUAAUUGGAGCCCUUUCUUUUAGAGUCAAGAAUUACAGUAUGACUACAACGCACAUAUAAAACCAAAAUUCUGAAAAAGACAUCUACUUCUUACAUUACAAUGUUGAUACAUACAUUUGGCGGGGAAAAAAAAGAUCAGAAAACACUAAAUAAAUCCCAC